Molecule: messenger RNA, 2028 nt
Organism: Capsicum annuum
Lineage: Eukaryota; Viridiplantae; Streptophyta; Magnoliopsida; Solanales; Solanaceae
Product: GDP-L-galactose phosphorylase 1
Biological process (GO): glucose metabolic process
Cellular component (GO): cytoplasm
Molecular function (GO): GDP-D-glucose phosphorylase activity
Source: RefSeq, a predicted model, not a curated record
UUUUUACAUCUUCCACAAACCUUGUUCACACAGUACCCGCCAUUUAUCUCUCUACAAUACUCCCACCCCAUUGGUAAACCCACAGCCACAAUAAUUUAAUCCUACCCUUUACCCUUUUUUUUUUUUCUAAUUUAUACUAUAUAUAAAUACCCCCAACAUCUCCCUUCUCUUUUUUCUCAUCAUCAAUCAAUAAACCAAAUUUCCUUCUUUAAUUUUCUGCCCAUAGUAGCAACAACAAAGAACAAUCCUAUCAACAAAGAAAAAAAACCAUUACAACAAUCUGGGUGUUUUUCUUUUUUUCUUUUUCAUUGACAAGGAAAUAUAGAUUGUAUAUUUGGUUUAGAGGGUAAUAUCCCAGGUUAACAAGUUGUAGACAUCACGGCUAUACACAAAGUAAACCGUCGCCGACCACUCUUACAUGUUCGGGCAGUACGACGUAAGGGUUGUGUAACGGCUACUAAUCCUGCUCCCCACGGUGGACGUGGCGCUUUGCCAUCUGAAGGUGGUAGUCCUUCCGACCUCCUCUUCCUUGCCGGCGGCGGUUCCAUUUUCUCCUCCUACUACUAGAUAUAGCUUGCUUUUACUUACCUACCUUAGAUCUCUAGAUUAUUCCGUACAGUUUAAUUAAGGUUGUUCUACCUAGUAAAAAUUCGAAGAUAAAAUCACAAAAAAGAAGUAAAGAUGAUGCUUAAGAUUAAGAGGGUUCCUACACUUGUCUCUAACUUCCAAAAGGAUGAAGAUGAAAUUGGUGCUCGUGGUGUCGGCUGUGGUCGGAAUUGCUCAACUGAAUGAGGGAAGGCACCUCAAGAAGAGGCCAACUGAGUUUCGAGUUGAUAAGGUGCUGCAGCCUUUUGAUGGAAGCAAGUUCAACUUCACUAAGGUUGGACAGGAAGAGUUGCUCUUUCAGUUUGAAGCAAGUGAUGAAGAUGAAGUCCAGCUCUACCCAGAUGCACCCAUUGAUGCUGAGAAAUCUCCAAGUGUUGUUGCCAUCAAUGUCAGUCCCAUUGAAUAUGGACACGUGCUUUUGAUCCCUAAGGUCCUUGAAUGCCUUCCCCAGAGGAUCGACAGGGACAGCUUCUUGCUUGCGCUGCAUAUGGCUGUGGAAGCAGCAAACCCAUACUUCCGAUUGGGUUACAACAGUUUGGGUGCAUUUGCUACCAUCAACCAUCUUCACUUUCAGGCUUAUUACUUGGCUGUGCAAUUCCCCAUUGAGAAGGCCCCAACUCAGAAGAUAUCCGUUACUGGUGCUAGAGUGAAGAUAUCGGAGAUGCUGAAUUACCCAGUUCGAGGACUUGUCUUUGAGGGUGGAAAUACUUUGGAGGAUUUGGCCAAUGUUGUCUCAGAUUGUUGCAUUUGCCUGCAAGAGAACAACAUCCCCUACAAUGUUCUAAUCUCUGAUUCUGGAAAAAGGAUAUUCCUUCUCCCACAGUGCUAUGCAGAGAAACAAGCUCUUGGAGAGGUCAGCCCUGAACUCCUCGACACCCAAGUCAAUCCUGCGGUUUGGGAGAUUAGCGGACACAUGGUCUUAAAGAGGAAGGAGGAUUACGAGGGUGCCACCGAGGCAAAUGCCUGGAGGCUUCUUGCUGAGGUCUCACUCUCCGAAGUGAGGUUCCAAGAGGUUACUGCUCUCAUCUUUGAAGCCAUUGGUCUCAGUGUUGAAGAGAAUGAGCACGCCCCUGAAGGUUCUCCUGAGGAUCUAGAUGUCACACCACCUCAGCCCAUGGAGGAAAUCGAUGGUCUCAGCACCCACACUACCAUGGUUCCCGUCUAGGGCUUCCCAUGGCCAAGCUCUGGUGUUGUUCCCGUCUUUAUCUCUCUCUUUGCUGGCUGCCCUUGUGAAAUAUCACUAAAUAAGGCAAAGCCAUGUUGUGUUGAUGAAUUUGGUCUGUUCUUCUAUGAAUUGAAACCUUGUUUCUUAUUGCUUUUAGGUUGGUCUGUGAAUUGACCUUUGGUACGACGUUUGUUGUUCUUAAUUCUAAGACUAUUAUUUGCUAAUGGAAGUUGGAUUUCCUCUUUUUGUUGUUAAAA